Messenger RNA from Synchiropus splendidus (mandarinfish), 4640 nucleotides. RefSeq names its product probable gluconokinase. The coding region runs from base 2520 to 3077 and encodes 185 amino acids. Gene Ontology annotation, cellular component: cytoplasm. NCBI's taxonomy places the organism in Eukaryota, Metazoa, Chordata, Actinopteri, Syngnathiformes, Callionymidae. Gene Ontology annotation, molecular function: gluconokinase activity. The transcript has 6 exons. The record is from RefSeq and is a predicted model, not a curated record.
AUGAACCCAGCAAGGGCUCCAGUUACGGGACGAAGAAACGAAUAAAAAUAUGGAAAACUGAUGUGGAAAAACCUGAUCUGUAAUGGAGCACAACUGGGUUUAGAUGCCCCAGCCAUCUAAUGGUGACUUGGAUUAGAGCAAGAAGAUUGAUGGAGUGGGGGCCCCAGAGGGGGCCAGGACACUGAUGAGGAGAUGUGUUUGCUGCUGAGGUUUUGCAACAUCAGAACAUCUCUAAGCCGCAAGGAGAAACAACAAGACUGGCACUUUGUGAAUAAGCUGAGACAAGGACAGCAGCAGAGAAAAGUUUCCGGAAAAGACAAGGUGGAGCCUUCAGGAGGUUUGGAAAUGACUCAGUAUUCCCCCAAGAAGAAGCAGAGGAAAGGAUGAGGACACCUUAACUUGGCCCAAGAACUUGAAGUGUUUUCUAAUAUAGCCACCGAAUAUAUAUGGAUUUUCAGCUGUGGAUUCAGCCAGGUAGGAAGUGUCAAAUUCCCCUCAUGCCCCGGGCUUUUGAGAACCAUGGAUAUGAUCCUGUUUCUUUUCAAAGCUGACCGUGCCCUGAAACCCAAAGAAGGCAGCCAGACGACAUUCUUCCAUAUAAGCCAGUUACAACACAACAGCCCGUGCUCUACUCCGAGAAGCCGAGGUUCUGGUUCUGAUCUGGCACUGAGCUCCUAACCCAAACUCUCUCCUCAAUCCACCGUUGGUGGUCACUGACGGAGGCUGAGUGAAAAACAACGUAGAGGCAGGAAGUUGCACCACAUCAACUUAUCCCACCAGAAUCAAAGCAGCAUCAGUUCCAGCGGCUCACCUUCAUGCGUUGAGCUCGCUAAGGUGUCACCACCACACCCAGGCAACCACAUCUCCCGCAAGAUGAAUGAAACUUUACCUCCAACUUCUCUGUCUUUCCUGCACAUCCCAGCUCCGCAUGUUGGAACCGAUAAUAAUUACAGGAUAAUUACAGCCCGCGCUGUUAUUUACUGUCAUGUGGUGCGAUCAAAAGGGUGAGAUACACGUGCAACUGCACUCAAAAUGGCCCGCGUUGAUAAAAACGUGCCCUUGAUGUCACUAUGACCCGGACUGGCGCGUUGUGUCGUGCCGAACAGGGUCCGUCUGUGUGACUGGAGGACUGACCUGAAUGCUGCAGGAGAUCUCCGAGUCAUCCAGUAACCGGAUCGUGCACAGGAGCUCCUGGUCCAACGAGCGGAUGCUGGGGCUGCGAAACCGGAGCAUUUUCAUCCUUGUGUCGGUCCUGUUUCAGCUCCUCAUGCCAGCGGACCCACGGACUGCGCGCGAGACACACAUGUACACGUAAGCGACUUGUCACCCAGCGUGACGCCCUUGAGAGUCAACGAGUGGAUGGAGAGAGCGGCGUGGAUGGAGGAAGCGGAGGAUGGAUGAGGAGCGCCGACUCCUUCCUGGUGAUCGAUGCACGCGCGCGCACGCGCACUGCGCGUCAAGAUGCUCAUAUCGUAGGAAAUUUCAAUGCAACAUCAGAUUUAAGUCACAUCCAGGCACCACAGAAAUACGAUGACGUCACGCCGACGUCUAUUCAUUGUAUUGCGCUUUUUUUAUAUUCUGUAACCUGCAGCAAAAUAUAAUAUUAAAUAGACGUAAGACAAAGGUUGUGUUGUGACACAAUAGAACGUUUGAUGAUAUUUGACCAUAUUAACAAUGUAAUUAAAACGAAUACAGUAUAGUAAUAGACACCAAAACAUCAUUAACAGUUGAGUCAUGUGCUUAACGACAAUAAAAGUGGUUUUGUAAUUCUAAAUGUGUCGGUGCCUCGUGGUUAAUUUGCCUUCAUUUAUUAUUGGUAAAGAAAAUAAACGUUAACUUAAAUGCAGAAAGAGACAGCAAAACGAAAAGAUGUCAUGGGUUUCUUCCGACAUCUGGUUUCUUGUGUUCUUGUACUUUUAUCUUUGUGAGAACCUGUAUGAGUUUUUCUUUUUGAAGGUUAAAACCACAAAAUAGCUCGGUCAUUAUAUUCGGGUUUUAGUUCGGUUAAGCGUAAAGGUUAAGCUUAACCAUUUGUUGUAGAUUAUUUGCUCUGUGAUGGACUAGGCUCCUGUCCAGAGGGUCCCCGCAUCCUGACCCGAGUUGCUGCGGUUGGCCUCCAGGUCUCCUCCACGAAGCCAGAGCUGGAACAACGAUGGAUGAAUGAACAGCAGAAUUUGACUGCGGUCUUUUUAACAGCGUCAGUCAACGCCGUGACGUCACGGCAGGCUUCAACGCGGUGGUGCGUUCCAUGGCUGCCGCCAGGUCGGAAUUCUGAACUGGGAAACAUAAACAGUGUGUUUCCUCAUUCAAUACUGGCCGUGCUAACAACGGCUAGCUGUUAACAGUAGCCUGGCACCGAGAUACUGUGGGACACAGGAAACACUGCGCUCGUCCAGACCCCCCAAUAGUGUCCAAGUGGUGAAGGUAGAAGUCUACGUCGAUUCCGUCACGUGCACCGGAACAGCCAGCAAUAUUAGUUGAGUUUCUGUCACACAACAUUGAGGACGUCCCGUGACACCAUGAUCUACGUCAUUAUGGGGGUCUCUGGAUGUGGCAAGAGUUCUCUUGGUGCAUAUCUGUCUGAAAAGCUGGGAUGGCGGCUGUACGAAGGCGAUGACUUCCACCCUCAGGAGAACAUUGACAAGAUGACCCGUGGCGUUCGGCUGACAGACGAGGACAGACUUCCUUGGCUGCUCAAACUACAUGACGUCAUUGAAAGAGAACGAAGCUGUGGCUCUGACGCUCUGGUCACCUGUUCGGCCCUGAAGCGCCUCUACAGGAACAUCUUGACCUCUGGCUCGACAGCUGUGACCUCCUCCUCCACUCCUCCAGAGCCCUCACCUCUGGAUGUCUUUUUUCUCUUCCUCCACGGCGACUACCAGCUAAUUCAUCAGAGGAUUUCUGCUCGGAGCGGACAUUACAUGAGGGCAGACCUGCUGAGUUCUCAGUUCGAGGCUUUAGAGCCACCCCAGGAGGAGGAGAACGUGAUGAGGCUGGAUAUCAGGAGGAGCUUGAGCGACAUGGCGAUGGAGGUGGAGAGUCACCUCAGGAGUGUCAGAGACCACGGGCGGGUAUAGGUUUCAGUCAUUCUCACUCACAUGUGCCACUCUCCGACAGUGUCCAAGAUUUAAAUGCAGCUGCCUUUAUGAAGAAAGGCAUCUGUGUCACUGCAUAUUCUCAAACAGAAAUCGAUUGAAGGUCAUGAAAGCAUGAAAAGACGGAGAUAAGGAUGGACAAACCAGCAGUAUCUUUGUUAAUUAUUUGUUUCCUUUACAAAUAAAUGAUUCAUUGUAUUUUUGUGCAUUCAGUAUUAAAACAUACAAAUUAUUUAUUUAGUAGAGAGCGCCGUUGAUGUUCAAAACGUGUCGACAAGAAGUAAACUUCCAUAUCAGUAGCCGAAAGAGAUCGUCUGAAACGAUUUGCUGCCCCCUACUGAUCAUGGUUGGUGAUUGUAUAAGUGAUCGUUAUUGAGAUUGACAAGAACAUUUUAGAAGUCAAUUCUAGCGAGCGUGUUAUCUUGUGUAAUUCAAGUAAACAAACGGAGCCUGGAAAGCGCUGGCAGCUUUUUGGAAUGCCCCAGCAUCAUGACUGAAUUCAGUGUGUCACUUAAGAGCUGAGAAGUGAGGAACUACCUCGCCGGAUCAUUUAUUUAAGAGAAACCGUCUGCAGGAGUGCAGAGUGGAUCAUGCUGAUCACAGUGUGACUCCUCCGUGCUCGCAGGACGUCACACCAACUGCUGCUGCUAAAAGCUCCAGUCUGUCUGUGACUGGAGCUGAACUCAUCGAAGAUGCAUGACUUGAUUAUGAAUGAAGUUGUUUGCAGUUUCCGGGGAGAAUUCCCCCUAGUUAAAUGUUUCUGACAAUCGAAGGACCUGCGUCUCUUUAUCAGGAGGAGACAAGAUAUAUAUAUAUUCCAAAAAUCCUCCAGAGUGAAAGAUAUUUCCAAGUGCAAGCAAUGACUUAAAACAAUGUCACUGGAAAAUUAAUUUCUUUAAUAGUGAGGGGGAAAACCAUUUUUACAACAUUUCUGUUUGGACAGCACAGAAACGGAUCAGGCACACAGCGAUGAACAGUACCAGAGAUGCAGAAUCCUUCUGCGAACCAUUCUGCAGUUUUAAUUCAAACACUUUUAAAAGCUUCAAAAAAAAACUCAGGAGUUUGGAAGGGCAUGCAUCAGAUGGGGACAUUAAAAAAAAUCUGAUCAGAAGUGUUUUCCUUCAUUUUUUUGUCAGGUCAUCCUGUUGGAGUGUCAGGGCUCCGACUCUGAGGCUUUCUUCCCUUUCUUGUUUCCCUGGCAACCCACAGAAAUACAGACGCCACUUACUUCAAGACAAACUCAAGCCAUUCUUAAGAAUAUUUAUACAGGAAUGACAGUCAGAGUGAGCAAUAACACACACACACACCUGAUGUUUGGGCUGUUCUGACUGGAGACCUUUGACCUUGGAUCGUUCUUGCUCAAGAGCAGCAUGCAGUAAUGACACCUUUGAACAAAAUUGUUCAGUCACAAUUGUUAUAAAAAAAAAAAAACCUGAUGAAAAAGAAGAUGGAUGUAUGAUCACUCACCUGUGAUGACAGCUCCUCUUUGAUAUGAAGCAGUUCCUCCACCUGCAGCAGAAUUUCUGCUUUGUCCUUCACUGUAAA